This is a messenger RNA of Lycium ferocissimum, 237 nucleotides long. Its product is annotated as histone H4-like. Gene Ontology annotation, cellular component: nucleosome. Lineage: Eukaryota; Viridiplantae; Streptophyta; Magnoliopsida; Solanales; Solanaceae. The record is from RefSeq and is a predicted model, not a curated record. Gene Ontology annotation, biological process: nucleosome assembly. Gene Ontology annotation, molecular function: protein heterodimerization activity; structural constituent of chromatin; DNA binding. The transcript is spliced from 2 exons. The coding region runs from base 1 to 237 and encodes 78 amino acids.
AUGUCAGGUCGUGGAAAGGGAGGUAAGGGAUUGGGCAAGGGAGGAGCCAAGAGGCACAGGAAGGUGCUUAGAGAUAACAUCCAGGGUAUUACAAAGCCAGCAAUUCGUCGAUUGGCACGUAGGGGUGGUGUUAGUGAAGCAUUUUACUUGUAUAUCAGGAGAAAGACUGUUACUGCUAUGGAUGUUGUCUAUGCUCUUAAGAGACAAGGCAGGACUCUCUAUGGUUUUGGUGGUUAG